Messenger RNA from Triticum dicoccoides, 4030 nucleotides. RefSeq names its product disease resistance protein RGA5-like. Gene Ontology annotation, biological process: defense response to other organism. Bases 113 to 3799 code for a protein of 1228 amino acids. Lineage: Eukaryota; Viridiplantae; Streptophyta; Magnoliopsida; Poales; Poaceae. The record is from RefSeq and is a predicted model, not a curated record. Gene Ontology annotation, molecular function: ADP binding. The transcript has 8 exons.
UCCACAUCUCUCGAUAAGUUCAGAGGGCAAGCUCACACAGAGCUGGGCAUAGUCGCAUCCAGAUCCACUAUUGAUCAUCGACCUUUUGCCCUGAUCCGGAAGGAGUCCGGAGAUGGAGGCUCCGGUCAGCGCUUCCCAGGGAGUCAUGCGGUCCCUCCCUAUGAAGAUGGAAUCGUUGCUGUCGGGACCGGAGCACGGUCUGCGGGCAGAGGAGAAGAAGAAGCUCCGCAUCCUCCAAGGCGAGCUCCAAGAACUAAUAGACAACUACCUGCUGGAGCCAUCGGAGGUGGAGUUCCCUGCCUCGACGGCCAGCACCUGGAUGGGAUGCGUGCGCGACCUGUCGUACGACAUCGACGACUUCAUCUACGAGCUCGCCCACGUCGCCGGCGGCGGUGCCAGGUUCAACGUCGUCCAGAAACCCCCCCGAUUCAAGAUCUCUCGGAGGUUUCCGGAGAGGCCGAUGCGGCGCCAGUGGAUCGCCAUCGAGAUCUCGGGGUUCAGGACUCGCGUCAAGGAAGCGAUUCGACGGCACAAUGAUUAUCUCGGUCGUAACUGCAAGUGGCGGCCCAGCAGCAGCGGCCAGCCUCCUCCGUCACCACCAUCCGGCGUGGCUGCCAUUCACCUUGUCGGUGUGGACAGCUCCAUCAAGCAGCUCUGCGGCUGGCUGGCGCUGGCUAACGCUGGACAGCCGGAGCACAAGGUGGCGUGCAUUGUUGGACCUGGUGGGGUUGGGAAGACCACCCUUGCCAAACAAGUGUACCGUAUGCUCGGAGGUCAGUUCCAGUGUCUGGCUUUCGUGCGGACAUCGCGGAAACCAGACAUGAAGGGCCUUCUCACCAGCAUACUCUCCCAAGUUCGGCCGCAGCAGCUCACGGACGACGCUUGCGACCUGCAUAAUCUCGUCCUUAGCAUCAGGGCACACCUCCAAGAUAAGACGUACUUAAUUGUAAUUGAAGAUCUGUGGGCAUUGUCAACCUGGGACCUUGUUAAUCGAUCAUUGCCAAAGGGAAACUGUUGCAGUAGAAUAUUAACGACAUCCGAAGUUGAAGUAAUAGCCCAAACAUGCUGUGCAAAGAAAGAAGAUAAUUCCACAUAUAUGCCUUUCAAGAAACAAGAUGACUCCAAAUACAUCAUCAAGAAGGAACCACUUAGUGAAGAUGAGUCAAGAGUGCUGUUUUUAAGUAGAGCUUUCGGCAAGCAAGCUGAACGUCCUCAGCAUCUCAAGGAAGUUUCAAAUGAGAUUAUAAAAAGAAGUGGUGGCUUGCCGCUAACAAUUAAUAUAUUGGCCAGUCUCUUGGGACGUCAGCCAGCUAGCAGCAUAGAGCAAUGGAAUUACAUAAAGAAUUCACUAAGUUCCGCUUUCACCACAAAUGCUAGUUUGGAAACGAUAAAUCAAGUUCUUAACCUUGGCUAUGACAACCUUCCUCAUGGUUUGAAAGCAUGCAUGUUAUCUCUGUGUAUGUAUGAAGAGGACUGCAUAAUCAUGAAGGAUGAUCUGGUGAAGCAGUGGAUGGCCGAAGAUUUCAUCUCCGCAGCGGAAGGGAACGACAGGGAAGAAGUUGCACACAGCUAUUUUUGUGAGCUUGUUAACAGGGGAAUGAUCCAACCUGUGGAUAUCAACUGCAACGACGAAAUUCUGUCAUGUAGAGUGCACCACAUAGUACUUCAGUUUAUUAGGGACAAGUCCAUGGAAGAGAAUUUCUGCAUUGCAAUAGCUCAUUCUCAGACAACUAUAAGGCUUGCUGACAAGGUUCGUCGGCUGGCCCUCCACUUGGGCAAUGUGGUAGAUGCCAUGCCGCUGGGGCCCGAGAGUAUGAGACUGUCAAAAGUUCGAUCAGUUGCCUUUUCUGGAUUUCUCAAGUGGAUGCCUUCAGUUGUGGAGUUUCGGUUUCUUCAGGUUCUGAUCCUUAAAUUAUUGGCUGAUUCUGAUCAAAUGAGAGACAGCCAUACUGCACCUGAUGACCUGAGUGGCAAUAUCAGUGAACCUGAUGAUGACCUGAGCGACAACCUUACUGAACCUGAUGAGCCGAGUUACAGCCUCACUGGAAUUUCGGAGCUCUUCAGACUGAGAUAUUUUCAUCUUGAUGCAUGCCAUAUGAGUGUGGAGCUUCCAACUCAGAUGCAACAGCUGAAAGAAUUGAUGGCAUGGGAAAUUGAUGCUGAAGUAGCUGCACUUCCAGCAGACAUUGUCGAUCUGCCGGGCUUGUUGUACCUCAGCAUUCCUAGCGAGGCUGGUCUGCCCGCUGGUAUUGGCCGCAUGACCUCUCUUCGCACUCUGGGAGUUUUUGAUCUCAGCAAGAACUCAACAGAAACCGUUAUGAGCCUCGCUGAGCUGACUAAUCUCCAGGAACUUCGUCUAUCAUGUUCCACACUACAACCUGGUAACCUGGAAAAGAACCUGGAAUGCUUGGGGACGAUAGUUCGGAAACUAAGGAAUCUCAAACGUGUAACUCUAGUACCUGCAGCCUCCUCUCUUGUAAAAAGUCAGGAUGAUGAUGCAGGUUCUUCAAACAUGAGCAUUUCCUGGCUUGGCUUCAGCAUCCAGCCCCUUCCUCCGGCCCUUCUUCAGACACUAGAGUUGUCACGGCGCUGCUGCAUCUUCUCCACCCUACCUGAGUGGACCAAAGAACUUACCAACCUUUGCAUUUUAAAGAUGGCAGUUAGAGAGUUGUCAAGAGAAGAUAUUGCUAUUUUGAAAGGAUUGCCUUCCCUAGCGGCUCUCUCCUUGUUCAUCUCGACUGCCCCUGCAAGCAGGAGCAGGAUAUUGUUUGAUGAUGAGGGAUUCUCGGUUCUCAAGUACUUCAAGUUUGUGUGUGCUGCACCAUGCGUGGCUUUUAUGCAUGGAGCAAUGCCCAAAGUCCGAAAGGUCAAGAUAGGUUUCAAUGCCAAUAGAAUGAAAGAGUACGGCUUGAAUGAUGCUGGGUUUGAGCUCCUAAUGAGCCUAACUGAGAUCUCCUUAAAAAUUAGGGGCACUGGUGCUGAUCGACACAACAGAAGGUCUACACAGCUGGUCUUGACCGGCGCCAUUGGCAAGGAUCCAAGAACCUCCACCAUCAAUGUGCAAUGGGUGGGCUGGGAUACUUUUGGUGACGAGGAGAUCUACAUCGAGGCUCAAAAGGAGAUGAGGAAGUGGACUUCGGCAAAACAAGGCAUGACCGCUGGUGAGAGCUCAGAUGAACAUGCAAUUGAAGAAAAGAACUUGGAGGAAGAUGCGCAGAAGCAAGCAGAUACAAGGACUUAUGCGCCACCAGAAUCCACCUUGCAUCCGCGGAAUAAAGGGGAGACACUUGCUAUAGGACUUGUUGGGGAUAUUUUGGACCCAUUCGUCAAAGCAGCAUCACUUAAGGUUCUAUACAACGGCAAGGAACUAAUCAAUGGUUCUGAACUCAAGCCGUCGCAAGUAGCAUAUGAACCAAGGGUUGAAAUUGCUGGGAGCGAUCACGACAUGAGGAACCUUUACACUCUGGUGAUGGUGGAUCCUGACGCGCCAAGUCCAAGCAACCCAACAGCAAAAGAAUACCUUCAUUGGUUGGUGACAGACAUCCCAGAAUCAACAAAUGCCAGUUAUGGAAAUAAACUCUUCAGUUAUGAAAGACCAAACCCAACUGCAGGAAUGCAUCGCUUUGCUUUUGUACUCUUCCGCCAAUCCGCCCGACAAACUAUAUAUGCACCAGGAUGGAGACCAAAUUUCAACACAAGAGACUUCUCAGCAGUUUAUUCUCUUGGACCUCCUGUGGCAGCAGCAUUCUUCAAUUGCCAAAGGGAGAAUGGAUCUGGAGGCAAGCGGUACAUCAGAUAAAUAUGGAAGCACUAUCAUCCUCUAUAGGCAGGGAAGCUAUAUACACAUUUGUACAGUGUUUCUGUAUAAGUGCGCACGUAUCAGAAAUUCGUUUUGGCACCCGGGUCCAAAUGCUCCUGCAAUCUGUACCACACCCUUUUAUCAUGAUCUGUGCUAUGUCGGCUAUGUCCUGUACAAUGUGAUGUAUUCACGGACAUAUCACCAUUUUGGAACAGUGACAUGGCCCACGGC